UUGCGGCUGUGGAGGACCAGGUUUGACGGUGGCAGAUUGGUGGCAUCUCGGAGAAAAGGAGUGAAGUCGGGGUGUGGCGGUGGCGCCGGUGGGUUUGGCGGCAGUGGAGGAGUGAAGUCAGGACCCGUUAUCACAGUCACUUUCAAGCUUGAAAACACAACUGAAAAAUGGAUACACAAAAUUACCGUUAUCGCAGUCGCGCUUGUGUGCCACUUCAACAGAUUGGAGAAGACGGCGGUUCUUCUUCAAGACGCGCCGGGCCGACUUUCCUUGCCGAGUGAGAAGAACUGUGUGUUGGGGCUAGGGUUAUGA
Striga asiatica is the source of this 312-nucleotide messenger RNA. Lineage: Eukaryota; Viridiplantae; Streptophyta; Magnoliopsida; Lamiales; Orobanchaceae. The record is from the annotation of a GenBank genome assembly.